AUGUUGAGUCGUCUUUCACCCGCGGCCAGGUUAGAAUUUGGUAUUUAGACGGCAUAAUGGCAGAUUCUGGUGGGAAAAACGGAAAAUGUUGUUUUAAAAACACGAGAAUCCGCACGUUUUGCGGAUUUUGACUGAAAAAGGCAGCAAAGAGCAUAUUCCUUCUCUUCCAGUCUUCGUCGCAUCUCCACGACAGCUUUGUGCAGUAGCGAGAAGAGUGAGCCGGAUCUUUCGGAUCCGAAGACCCUCGCCCUUCACAAGCUGUAUCGCCCGGAACGGAUCACCCCGUCGAAACGUGGAAUCGACCUUCUCAAGACGCCCGGACUCAACAAGGGAAUGGCGUUUUCGCUCAACGAACGUCAAUAUCUCGGAAUCCACGGACUGCUGCCUCCCGCGUUCAUGACUGAGGAGCAGCAAGCGUACCGUAUCAUUACGAAGCUCCGUCAGCAACCGGACAAUCUGGCCAAGUACAUCCAGCUGGAUUCUCUGCAGGAUAGAAACGAGAAGCUGUACUACCGGGUGCUGUGCGACAACGUCAAGGAGCUCAUGCCGAUUGUGUACACUCCGACUGUCGGACAAGCCUGCCAGCACUUUGGAUUCAUCUACCGUAAUCCGAAGGGACUGUACAUUACGAUCAACGACAACAGCAUCUCGAAAAUCUACCAAAUUCUCGCCAACUGGCCCGCGGAGACCGUCAAGGCGAUUGUGAUCACCGACGGAGAACGCAUUCUCGGAUUGGGAGACUUGGGAACCUAUGGAAUCGGAAUUCCCGUCGGAAAGCUGGCACUUUAUGUGGCGUUGGCCGGAAUCCGUCCGGAAUGGUGCCUUCCGGUCAUUCUCGACGUGGGAACCGACAAUAACGAGCUGCUCAACGAUCCGUUCUACACUGGACUCAGAAGAAAGAGAGUCAGAGGUCCGGAGUACGACACCCUCGUCGAUAACUUCAUGAAAGCGGCGACGAAACGAUUCGGCAGGGACACUCUCAUCCAGUUCGAGGACUUUGGAAACCAGAAUGCGUACCGUCUUCUGGACAGAUACAAGGAAGAAUAUUGCAUGUUCAACGAUGAUAUUCAAGGUAAAAAACAACAUUACUGAACAAUUUUAAUAAAAUUUGAUUUCAUAGGAACUGCGGCCGUCGUCGUUGCCGGCCUUCUCGCCUCGACUCGUGUGACUAAAAAGAAGUUGUCGCAGGAGAAAAUCGUGUUCCUCGGAGCCGGAGGAGCGGCCACCGGAGUCGCCGAGAUGUGCGUGCGUCAGAUGAUCGACGAAGGUUUGACGGAGGAGGAGGCGUGCGGACGCAUCUACAUGGUCGACAUAGACGGACUCAUCACCACCUCGCGAAUUAAAAGCCUCGGCGAGAGACACGUCAAGUUUGCGAAAGACCUUCCGGACACGAAGAACCUUCUAGAAGUGGUGCGAACUGUCAAACCGGGAGCACUUAUCGGAGCAUCCACAGUCGCCGGCGCGUUCACCGAGGAGAUCAUCAAGGAGAUGGCAGCGAUCAACCCGCGCCCCAUCAUUUUUGCGUUGUCGAAUCCGACAAGCAAAGCGGAGUGCACCGCCGAGACCGCCUAUCGAUGCACCAAUGUGAGUAGUAGUUAUCUGAUCCUUUCAUAAACUUUUUCCAUUUCAGGGCGCCGUGCUCUUCGCCUCCGGAUCUCCAUUCGAAAACGUGGAGCUGAAUGGAAAACUGUUCAAGCCGGGACAGGGAAACAACGCGUACAUCUUCCCGGGAGUCGCCCUCGGAGCCGUCCUUUUCUGCACGAAGAACAUCCCAGACAAACUGUUCCUUUUGGCCGCCCGAAUGGUCGCAGACGCCGUCUCCGAGAAGUCUCUCUACACGUAUUCGCGUGUGUAUCCACGUCUCAAAGACAUUCGCGAGUUGUCGGUCAAGAUUGCCGUCGAGGUCGGAGAGUAUUGUUACAGACACGAUUUGGCCACACUUCAUCCGAAACCAGAGGACAUGGUAAGCACGAUUUCAUCACAAAAGCAAACAAAUCCAUGGCUUUCAGGAAAUGUUCAUCCGCCAGAACUUGUACAGUGUCGAGUACGACGAGCUGAUCAACAAGACGUACGAGUGGCCGGCGAAGGACUCGAAGCACGGAUUCCCGGUGCCGGUGCUCAGAAGAACUUCGAUGGACGAAGAAUAA
This is a messenger RNA of Caenorhabditis sp. 36 PRJEB53466, 2147 nucleotides long. Lineage: Eukaryota; Metazoa; Nematoda; Chromadorea; Rhabditida; Rhabditidae. The record is from the annotation of a GenBank genome assembly.